Messenger RNA from Telopea speciosissima, 693 nucleotides. RefSeq lists its product as uncharacterized. The record is from RefSeq and is a predicted model, not a curated record. The transcript is spliced from 2 exons. Lineage: Eukaryota; Viridiplantae; Streptophyta; Magnoliopsida; Proteales; Proteaceae. Bases 23 to 670 code for a protein of 215 amino acids.
CAGAGAUUCGAAGGAUAGAUAGAUGGGGAACUGUGUGUUUCAAGGGGUAGGGGAAGUAGAAGUAGAAGAGGUAAUAAAAGUGGUGACAUCAAACGGUGGGAUCAUGGAGCUCUACGCACCUUUAACUGCCGAGUUCAUCACCAGUGAAUUCCCAGGCCACGGCAUAUUCCGAAGCCAAUAUCUCUUCUCGGAGCAGCCACUCCUCCACAACGAGGAGCUUCUAGUUGGAGAACUGUAUUACCUUCUUCCCCUCAACACUAGCAUCCAUAGGAGAGCAAUAUUCACUGCUGGUAUCAGAUCCACCUGCGUCUCCUCCUCCUCCUCCUCCUCCUCGUCCCUCGUUACACCCUAUCGGAUGUCAUUCGACAGCCAAGGAAUCCUAAAGAGGUCCGAGAGCGAGGUUCUGUCGAGACAACAAUACAACAACAACAACAACAACAACAACAACUACAACACAGGAGUGUGGAAGGUGAAGCUGGUGAUAAGCCCAGAACAGCUGGCGGAGAUAUUGUCCCAAGAGACACGCACGGAGGCGUUGAUUGAGAGUGUCAGGACGGUGGCCAAGUGCGGGAAUGGAGCAAUCGCAUCUGCAGCUAAUUCUGAUCAGUGGAGCAUCUCCAGCAGUUGGAAGGCUUCCUCCUCCGACAGGCAUGGCCUCUUUGAUUUCUAGCUAGCUACCUACCUACCUACCUA